AUGGUGGGCUCAGGAGCAUCAGAUAGGAGCAAAGAAGCUGUUGGGAUGAUGGCCCUUCAUGAGGCCCUCAAAAGAGUCUGUCUCAACUCAGACUGGACUUACUCUGUCUUCUGGACCAUUCGUCCUCGCCCGAGAGUUCGAGGUAGUAAUGGCUGCAAGGUUGGAGAUGACAACGGUAGCUUGAUGUUGAUGUGGGAAGAUGGUUUCUGCCGAGGGAAUAUUGAUGGAGAGGAUCCUGUGAGAAAGGCCUUCAGCAAAAUGUCCAUUCAGUUGUAUAAUUAUGGAGAAGGGUUGAUGGGGAAAGUUGCAUCUGAUAAGUGCCACAAGUGGGUCUUUAAAGAGCCCACAGAAUGUGAACCGAAUAUCUCCAACUAUUGGCAGAGCUCCUUUGAUGCUCUUCCUCCUGAGUGGACAGACCAGUUUGAGUCAGGCAUUCAGACCAUAGCUGUAAUUCAAGCUGGGCAUGGCCUUCUCCAACUUGGUUCUUGCAAGAUUAUACCUGAAGACCUCCAUUUUGUGCUUAGAAUGAGACACACUUUUGAGUCCCUUGGCUACCAAUCUGGUUUCUAUCUCUCCCAACUCUUCUCUUCAACAAGGAACUCUUCCUCUUCUACUUCUGUUCCUUCAAAACCAUCUACCAUUCCAAUUAGGCCACCUCCACUCUUCAACUGGGGUCAGAGACCACUUACUUCUGCCACCUCCAUGUUAUCCUCACCGAAUUUUCAACAACAUGCAGCUAGGCUUGGGUUCCCUAAAGAUGAGGCGAACAUGUUUCUCAUUCCUCAUGCAUCAUCUGAGAGUGCAAGAAUAGAGGACAUAAUGGGGGAGCAUGAAAACGACAUAAAAUGGCCCAAUGGCUUGUCUUUCUUCAAUGCUCUCACUGGAAGAACAGAUGAUGCUAAGCUUUUGUUCAAUCCUGAUACCUUGGGGAGCAAACCAGGCGAUCAAAGUCAGCAUCACCCCCUUAGUCAAAAUCCCAAUUCAGAGGCCUCCAAUAUGCAAAAUGCUAGUGCAACCAACCCAAAUGAGUUCUUGAGCUUGGAUAAUCACCAAGAUGAUGCAAGGAAAAUGGACAAGUUCAAGAGGAGCUUCACUCUACCUGCAAGAGUGCCCUCAUCAUCUUCAUCCACCUCAAUGGAUCACCACCAUCAACAAGGUGUGGAGUAUAGGAAUUCAGAAGGAGGUAUGUACCCGGAUGUCAUGGAAACAUUUUUGGAGUGA
Molecule: messenger RNA, 1221 nt
Organism: Sphenostylis stenocarpa
Lineage: Eukaryota; Viridiplantae; Streptophyta; Magnoliopsida; Fabales; Fabaceae
Source: the annotation of a GenBank genome assembly